GUUAAACCUGCACAGGAAGAGGCUUCGGGUCUGGAGGACGACGUCUCGGAUAUAUUAUCCUUCAUCUUUAACAUGCCCCAAGCUAAUGUGUACCUAGGUCCAGUGAUAUGUGGUUAGCUUGGCGUUUUGACAGUUCCCAGCCCCGUUUGGUCCUAAGACAUUGCACAAGAAAAGACAGCCAUUACUUCAGCAGCCUCAGCUAAUUCUGUCAUCCAUCAUUUAAGUGGCUGUUCAAUGCCUAAUACAUCAGAAGGUCAAGGAGCAAACCUACCUGGGCCAGCAGAGCCGUCAGGGCUGCAAAGGCCCACCGAUGGGGAGGAGGAUCACGGCCUGAUCAGCUCCCUCGCCCGGGACGCUGCGAGAGUAAGGAGGGCUUCCAGUGCCGAGCUCCACCUGCAGUGGACCUGCCCGGUCACACACUCCCGUGAGAAGUUCUACACAGUCUGCUCCGACUAUGCUCUUCUCAACCAGGCUGCUUCUGUGUACUGUCCCCCAAACUCAGCCAGGGACGUGGCCCCAAACAAGCAGGAUGAUGGGCCAUCACUUUUGAAACCCAAACUCUCAUCUGACUUCAGUGCGGGCCAGCCGGAAGGGGCCCAUGUAGGAUCAGAUGGGGACUGUGACAUGGUGGAAGUAUCCUCUGGCCACUCAAAGCCAAUUUUGGCCUGGGAGAUUGAUACCACAGACUUCAAUGCUGUGCUCACUAGAAAAAUAAGAACAAGCAAUGUGAAGAAAAGCAGCACAAAGAAGAUGAAGUCAUCAGACAGACCCAGCCGAAAUCUACAAGAUGUCCUUCCUCACGCCUCACUGGAGGAGAUCAAACAGAGAAAAGUGCUAGACCUCAGAAGAUGGUACUGCGUCAGUCGGCCACAGUACAAGACGUCAUGUGGAAUCUCUUCAUUGGUGUCCUGCUGGAAUUUCUUGUACAGCACUCUGGGCGCAGGGAGUCUUCCACCCAUCUCUCAGGAGGAGGCUCUGCAUAUUCUGGGUUUUCAGCCGCCUUUUGAAGAAAUCAAGUUCGGCCCUUUCACUGGCAAUGCUACUCUCAUGCGGUGGUUCAGACAAAUCAACGACAAUUUCCGCGUGCGAGGCUGCUCCUACAUUCUGUACAAACCGCAUGGAAAACACAAGACAGCAGGAGAAACAGCUGAAGGAGCAUUGAUGAAACUGACACAGGGGUUGAAGGAUGAGUCUAUGGCCUACAUUUACCACUGCCAGAACCACUACUUCUGCCCGGUGGGCUUUGAAGCCACGCCGCUCAAAGCAGCAAAGGCUUAUAGGGGUCCUCUACCUACAAAUGAAAUGGAGUACUGGAUCCUUAUUGGUGAACCCAGUAGGAAACACCCAGCUAUUCACUGUAAAAAAUGGCUGGAUAUUGUGACUGACCUCAACACACAAAAUCCAGAAUACCUGGACAUUCGUCACACAGAGAGGGGGAUUCAGCGCCGCAAAACCAAAAAGGUGGGUGGCAACCUGCACUGCAUCAUGGCCUUCCAGAGGGUGAACUGGCAGAAGCUCGGCCCCUGGGCUCUAAAUUUGGAGAACCUGCGCCACGACUUCCACCACUCCGGCACAGAGCGGGGCCAUGGAAGCGUCGCCGAAGAAACUGAGGAGAGAACGUCAUCCAAGCGCCUGGCCUACCUGGGACGCUCACACAGUAUGGGAAGUCAGAAAGACACCAGCUGGAAACGCCUGUCCAACUCUACAGAGUACAGACAGAGGAGCUCCCCUGACAGCGAUCUUGAUGAAGACAUUACAGACUGAAAAGGUUUAUUGGGACAUACAGGGGGGUUAAAUAACAAACAUUAUAAUACAGUACAGUAGCCAUAGGAUACAUUUUAAAUAUAAUAUCUGGUGUUCUAUAUUUUACUGUCAACAAAGCCCAUGAAACAACCAAAACCAACAAUGUGUUGGACUGUCUCUCAGUACUCUCUGACUUUCUAACCCCAUCCUAACCACUGAAGAUGUAAAUCAUUAAACACAUAGUUUAAUUUUUAAACAUGCAAUAACUGAUUUGUUUGUCCACUCGGGGACAACAGAAACAUGUUAUGACAUUUAAAGUUGAUAUGGUGAACUUGAUAGCAAACAGUUGCAUUGGCAUCCAUUUGGAGUGUAAUAUUCACUUAAUUCACUCUUUUUAGCUCUGGUUUUGGUCUCUACCAACUCCUCAGGGAAAUAUCUGGCUCUUUAGCUGCUAAAUGCUCAACUAGUCGCUAACUGUGACUGUCUGGCAUUUGGUGCGGAGCAGGUAGUACCAAAACACUAAAGUUGCAGCCAGAGCUACUAUAAAGCUCCAUAACGCCAAGAGGUGCUACAGAUUUGCAGGAUAAUUCUCUGUAGGUUCAUCACUAUAAGCAACCCCCUUCCACAUUGUCAGUGUUUUUAUGAUCAUGAAAUACAUUGUAAUAAAAAAAAAUCACUUAUAGCCCCAAAAAUAGCUGGACACUGUAGUUUUUAGCAAAUGUUACGAAUACCAGAGGAAAUAGUGCAUUUGUCAGGGACUAUUUUCAGUGGCGGAUUAAUACACAUUUGGUGCACCAAUGAGUAUUUAGGGCAGCAGGACGUAUGUCGGAUUAACUGAAAAUAAAAUUAUAAUUCAUUGUUGGUUGUGGUCUUUUCAUGGGCUAUGUUGACCGUUAGAAAAAAAUAGAAUAUCACAGAAUAUAGACUUGAUACUUUCGUAUUGGUGAAUGAAUGAAUGAAUGUUUUUUAAGACUAUCAGAUGUAGAUUCAACUCAACCGUCAUUUUGCGGGCCAUAUUGUAGUUUUUAGUGCUUUAAAUCAAGUAACCUGAAAAUCUGAAACCUUUUGCCGCUUUUCUGUCCUUCAGCAGCAUCUGCGAAUGAUACACCAACAACUACUUUAAAUCGAUAACAAUAACGGCAGCUAAACGAGUGAGCCACAGUAAAUCACCAUUUAGCAGUCCAUCACUAGAGGUCUUACGCUAACUGUUUUUAUGUUUUCCACACAUUGCAUCAGUUGCAAACAAGGGAAAGUCUUAAAAAUCAGGGUGACAUAUGGAAAACACAAAAAAGUAACACUGACAAAUAUGAAGAGGGGACAGGGCAUUUUCUUAACAGCACAUCGAACUACGGCCUCAAAAAUGAACUUCUUUCUUAAAAAACUUGCAACACAAGCUUUGUUGGGUAUUAACUUCACGGCGACUGUAUUGUAAGGCGUUUCUGUUAUUUUGUCCAUCCCUGUUUUAUACUAAAAUAGGGCAUUAGGCUACACACUACAGGAUUAUUUUCUGUCGUCCUACUACUAAUCACACGCACAUCUUAAUUUAAUUAUGGUUAUAUCGCAUCAUCUUAAACUCACUGCAGUGGUACAGGAAGAGUGCACAUUACAUUCAACUAAUGCCGUCUAGGAAACGUGACAUCGACACAUUUGCUUAAAUUCUGUUCGAAGAUAAACACACUUCCAUAAUUCAUUGUACAGGUAAAGUGGGCUUGUUUUGCACCUGGUGUACAGUUGUUAGUUCAGUGGAAAUGCUGUCCAAGUGUUGUGAAAGCAGCUGACAUUUUGUUGUGCUUUGUGAAACGUACAGGAAGUCUGUCGUGUAGUUGAUCCCAAUUUUUAAGAGACGGGAGCUGUACAGACGUGAUUGUGGAAACCCUCAAACCAUUCAAAAUGUGAAACCACAGAAAGUGAAGCCUGCAUGGGUUACUUUCAUGUUUCUGUACAGCCACGAUUCUGUUUGCACCUCUUGUGGUGCCAUUUGUUUCUGACCCAACACAGAUGUCAUUGUGUCAUUUGAUGUAGUGGUUUAUUUAUUCAUUUUUCCAAUAAAUUAAGUUUUUUAUAA
Micropterus salmoides (largemouth bass) is the source of this 3808-nucleotide messenger RNA. RefSeq names its product basic immunoglobulin-like variable motif-containing protein. The transcript has 10 exons. The record is from RefSeq and is a predicted model, not a curated record. Gene Ontology annotation, biological process: nucleotide-excision repair. Gene Ontology annotation, cellular component: nucleus. Gene Ontology annotation, molecular function: DNA endonuclease activity; single-stranded DNA binding. Bases 235 to 1764 code for a protein of 509 amino acids. Lineage: Eukaryota; Metazoa; Chordata; Actinopteri; Centrarchiformes; Centrarchidae.